Meleagris gallopavo (turkey) is the source of this 8303-nucleotide messenger RNA. It is a transcript of the gene SLC22A16, whose product is annotated as solute carrier family 22 member 16. Gene Ontology annotation, cellular component: membrane. Gene Ontology annotation, biological process: transmembrane transport. Gene Ontology annotation, molecular function: transmembrane transporter activity. The record is from RefSeq and is a predicted model, not a curated record. Lineage: Eukaryota; Metazoa; Chordata; Aves; Galliformes; Phasianidae.
AGGCUCUGCAGGGAGAAGGUAAACAGGUCAUUGUAAGAGUAUUAAAAGUGUCUGAAUAAAAAAGGGGAUUGUAACAAAUAGCAGUUCCUAAUACAUUUUUGGGUAUUGUGCAAUUAAUAAUGGAAUACAUUCAGUUAACCAAAAUCAAGUAAUGCAAUGCAAAGCAACUGAAAGCAACUUUGAUUUUCCUUAAUUUCAGACUUAGAGGUAUACAGAAAAACAUAAAACCAAAGUUAGGUGAAGAGUUCAAGAGAGGAAAAAAGCUGGCAGUAAUUAUUGGAAUCUUCUCAUGAUUGACAUUUGUUUGCUGCAGUUGAAAAGGAAAACAAAUAUUAGCAAUAUAUUUGUAAUAGGGCAAAAAGAGAAAGUUCACUUCCUCUUAUUGGUAAAGAUUAAAGAUUUUGAGUAGAAAAUAUCUUUUUUUUCCAGCAUUAUUAUUAUUAUUUUUUAACCAUACUUUUACUCAUUUCCCAGGAAAUAUAAAAUUAAAUUCAUUUAAUUACACUGGAAUUUACAGACAAAAAUUUGUUAUUUGCUUUAAUUUAAGGAGAGUUUUCUUCCCGUCCUUGUGCUCAUGUCAAAAAUUAUUUACAUAGACACUGCAGUACAAAGGACCUGCCAUAGUUGCAGCAAAAGAUAAACAUUUCCAAAAGAUAAUAUAAGAAUUAAUGGUAUUCUUCUUGCAGUACUGGAGAUAUAUCUCAAAUACCACUUUUUAUGGUAGCUGACUACAGUGUCUUUUUAAUGAUUCUUUGAGGUAACGUUAAAAUGAUGCGUAUAGAUAAAAUUAUAGUAGAAAAGGUUGCUAGUGUAGAUGGAAAAUGUUUUCUCAUAUAACUAAAGCUGGAAGUCAUUUACUUUGACUGAGUUUGCUGUUCGGAUGCUCAGAUGCAGAUCCAUAAUGAAACGAUAGAAAUAGAAUCCUUCACAGGAUCAGUUUUAAAAUAUUGAAGGAAUGAUUUGCUGUCUGCUGUUCAGUGAAUGCAUGUUGCUGCAGAAUGCAUAUUGUCACAAUGAUGGUGCAUAAAUCCCAGCACCCUCUUAAUUCCUAUAGGCUUUUUUAUUCCCAUUGGCACCUGUAUUGUUGGUACGUUUAACUGCAUUCAACACAGCGUCUUCUCCUCCUGAAUACAGAUUCUGGAAAUGACCCUCCUGCUGAUGGGUGCCGGGACUAUCAUUUGUGUAGUUUAAACCACCCAAACUUUUGACUCUGUAAGGCAAGCAAGGCCAUGUCUGUUGUAUAUUUAAGACUGGUUCCAAAUCUGCAUCUCUGUACCAUAGCAAAAAUACUUCUGUGUCUCAUUGGGCUCCUAUCAAAAAACAAAAGUGUAAAUGUAAGUAAUCACAGCUUGUUGGUUUAGAGUGGAAAGAAUGCUGAAUGGCUUUUCUCACAUUUAAAAAAAAAAAAGAAGUGGAAUUCACAACUGCAAAUAGUCACUAAACACAAAUUCUUUUAUAAAUGGUUAAGUAUCUGGAGGUUUCAUUUCACUGAAUCCAUGCUGUUGAGUGUAUACUGCACAACAGCAACAUGCUGUGUUUUCUGACUUUGCUCUGGUUUGCUAACAGGGUGGUUGAAAAGGCAGACAGUAAAAAUAGUUCUCGUAAAUCCUGUGGAAUAGUACAAGUGUUUGCUAGUCAUAGAUCAACCGUGUGACUCUAUCCUACGCUGGAAGGUUUUUUAAAGUAUUAUACUAGCUUUUGAGGAGCAUCUAAUAGAUUUGCCAUCAAUUCCCCCUCUCCUCUCUUUGAUGGAUAGACAAGAAAACAAAUUUUACCUGGAAAAUAUUUUGUGUUACAUAAAAUUGUCAAAAACCACAUUUUGAAUUAUUGUCUAACAACACAUUUUGUCUCAGGUGUGCACUGCAAUAACUGGCAAUAGUAAAAGUUCUCUGAGGUAAGGAUUUGCCCUCUAACUGUCACGUGGCAGUGUCUACUUCAGACAUUGCCUCCCAGAUGAACUACCUUGCAAUCAGACUGCUAUUGACUGCUUGUGUGGAUGCAAUGGAGAUUAGAUCAAACAACUGAUCUGGCUUGUUUGUUUUUUAAAAUUGUCUCUUUUGACAUCUUUUUUUUUUUUUUUCUUCCAAGUUAGAUCAGUUUCCCAGAUAAAAUUUGCAGCUGGUCCACAUAAAAAGUACCACCACAACUGAAGAGAUUCUCAGGGGAUCGCUAUGCCUGAGGGAAUAAAUAAACUGUGGGAAAGGAGAAAGGAAGAAAUAACUUACCAGGACAGUGCCACAGGAUUUCAAGCAUGUGUGUAUUUUGCAUCUGUCUUUCAAGCUAUGUCAUGUGGCAUCCAUUACUUAGCAUCUGUGUUCAUGGCUGUUACUCCUAACUUUGUAUGUGGGAUCCCUGGAAAUGUGAGUAGCGUUCUCUUCUACAACUCCUCUAAAGCAAGACUAGAGGACAUCUGGACAAUGUGGACAUCAACAGAAAAUUACAUUGUAGCCCAGCUGGAAAAUGGAGAAAUCUGGGAACUUAAUCAAUGCAGCAAGUCCAAACGAGAAGUCAGUUUUGACCUAGCAUAUGAAUAUAAAGGCAACAAGUCCAUAUUUUCUUGUUCUGAUGGAUUUCUUUAUGAUGAUACAAAAUGGAAGAGCACUGUUGUUACGCAGUGGGAUCUGGUCUGUGACCGAGAAUGGCUGGCAAAAUUAAUCCAGCCUACAUUCAUGCUUGGAGUCUUGGUUGGAGCGGUGAUUUUUGGUGACAUUGCUGACAGACUGGGAAGACAGCGCGUUAUGUGGUUCACAAGUGCUGGUCAGUUUGUAUUUGGCAUCACAGUGGCAUUCACGUUUGACUACUACAGCUUCGUGAUUGUCCGCUUUCUCCUUGCUAUGGUUUCAAGUGGCUAUCUGGUUGUGGCUUUUGUUUAUGUGACUGAAUUUGUUGGCAUUAAAGCACGAACCUGGGCUUCUAUGCAUGUCCAUGCUUUUUUUGCUUUGGGAAUUAUGGUUGUGGCACUCGUGGGAUUUUUGGUUCGGACCUGGUGGGUGUAUCAGAUAUUUCUCUCCAUAGCAACUCUUCCCUUUGUCUUGUGCUGCUGGAUGCUUCCAGAAACACCUUUGUGGCUGCUGUCAGAGAAAAGAUAUGAAGAUGCACAAAAAGUAAUCAAUAUGAUGGCAAGGUGGAACAAAGUAAGCACUUCCUGCAAAGUGUCUGAACUGUGCUCAGUCCAACAAGAUGACCCAGGCACUGACAGAACAAGUGGCAAUGGUGCAUCCCCAACCAAGAAGCACAACAUCUUAGAUCUGUUUUGUAAUUGGUACAUUGCAAGAAGGACCAUCACGAUCUGGCUGGUCUGGUUCACUGGGAGCCUGGGGUACUACGUCUUCUCCCUGAGUUCUGUCAAUCUAGGAGGCAAUGAAUAUUUAAAUCUGUUUCUCAUAGGUGCUGUGGAGUUGCCUUGCUAUAUCAUUGCUUGCAUUGGGAUGGACAAACUGGGAAGGAGAAACACACUCAUUCCGUUCCUUAUUUUAAGUGCACUGAUCUGUGUUUUAAUUAUGUUCAUACCUCAGGACUUUAAUGUGUUAAUUAUCUUGGCAAACAUGGCUGGAAAAUUUUCAAUAGGUGUGGCAUUUGGCCUUAUAUACCUCUACACAGCAGAACUGUACCCAACAAUUGUAAGAUCGCUUGCUGUUGGAAGUGGGAGCAUGAUGUGCCGUGUAGGCAGUGUGGUUGCUCCUUUCUGUGUGUAUCUGAGAAGUGUUUGGAUUUUCUUGCCACUUUUGCUUGUUGGAAUCAUGGCUCUUCUGAGUGGAAUAUUAACAUUAAUGCUUCCAGAGACACUUGGAAAACCUUUGACUAAUACUUUGGAGGAAGCUACAGAAAUGGGAAGAAAGAAGGAAAACUGCUCAGGAAAGACUCCUCCAGCAGACAGUGGUGCAGCAUUAGAAAAGAUAGAGAUGUUUGGUCAAGAAACAGUCAGCACUGAGAAAUAAAGCAAGAUCAAAAUGGCUGCUCCCAGUUUUAACAAUUAUAUAAUUUAUAGGUCAUUUUAUUCAAGAAAGGACUCUUCUGUAAUAUCUGUGCCUUUAAAUUUGUAACACAUCUUGCCGUUUUGACAGAGCAAGAGUAUGAAACCUUUCCACUUGACUGAGGUACUGCAGAAAAUUUGAUGAGAUUUCUAGAUCCCUUCUCAAACUUAUUUUGCCUUCAGAAAACCUGUCUGACUUGCUGUGACCAGUUGGAGUAAUUAUUUUAAGUUCUGUAACCUACCUGAUUACAUAUAUGUAAAAAAAGUGCCAAUUCUUACUUUGGAUUUUCUGUGGUUAGACUUGUAAACCCACCACAAUGUGUCUUGUCCUUUUGCAGUUGUCAGUUAGAGAUUCGAGAAUUCAAUACAUAGUGAAGUCAAACUCACAGUUAUAAUUCAAGAGAGAAGCCUUAACAUUUCAUCAGGUCAUACUAAUAAUUUCAGACUUAAACUAUUUUUUUUUUCUUUUCAAAACUGCUUCCAGAAAAGUUAUCAUUUCUAACAAAAGUAUUCUGUGGAAUAGCUUCUGAUUGAAAAAAUAAUAUUAAUUUUGCAAAAUGUGCAAAUAGUUUGUAUACUAUUCACUCUGUUGAAUGGUAAAUGAAUUUUUAUUAGUAGCUUAGAAAAAAAUCUUCACUGGAUCUACUUGCUGUCUUAGUAAGUUCUUCUUUAGAAAAAACUGCCUGAUGCCUUUUAAAGUAUUUUUCAUUCCAGACUAUUAUCUCUGUGCAGCCCUUCUCACUUUGUUCAGCUCAGAUUAAGUCUCAGAUUUGUCUAAUGCUUCAGAGCAACACCAACGCUUGUGUGCCAAACACUUCCAUAGAGGCUGAGCCCUUCUUAGUCCUCAGAGGAGUAGAACAAGUGGUAUAUGGGCCUUAUUCAGGCUCUCUGCAGCGGUGGUCUUAGUUAUUAAAGAAAGAUUAGUAGGCAUGGUACCUACACAACAUGCGUAUCAGACUCCAUACACUCAUGUGGACUCUGUAGCUCCAUGUUUUCCUUACAGUACAAAAAAUCAGUUACAAAAGUAUAAAUUAAAAAAAUGAUAUCUAGAGGACAGCAAGUUAUUACUUAUUCUGGUAUUUUUAGUCAGAGUAUCUGUUAGUGUCUUUUAGAUCUUAUGUGAGCAUCAACACUCACUCACUGGUGCAGUGACUGUGCCUUAUGACUGUGGACCAUAGAAAACUUACAGAUAGGAAAACAAUUCUAGUUGCUCAUUUAUGGCUUUCUGUCCCAGCUCUCUUUUUGCAGUUUACCUCUAGUCCCAGAGGUUUCUUCCUUGCCUGUGAGUCUGUAUCCUCACAGUCACCCUUGUUUGAGCAGAUGGUGUGGGAAGCUUCUGAACAUCCCUUGCCUGGGUUGUGUGAGCCCUGCUGUCCCUGGUGUGAAAUCACACUUCUUCUCACCUGAGGCACCUACUCACAGGCUAACUGACACAAUCUCAUGAAAGCAAGUCUCUCCAUGUUUACUUCUUUGACACAUACCCCAGAAUCAGACAUCUAAAUUAUUGUAGAUAAAUAUUCUAUACGCUGUAUAGUUUAUUUGUCAUAUUUUUUCUAUUAUAUCUGCAUGACCAUAUUAGUUUUAGUGAACUCUUAAACCAGAGUAAUUGUUUAUAUCCCCCUAUAAAAUAUUCUUUCUUCUUCACUGCACUGUCCUACUGUCCUAGAGUGCUUUGGUUCUGGAUAUAGGAUUCAGUCAUGUCUAAUGUGACAACUAAUGUGCUUUGAAGGCAAGCAAAAAUCAGUAAGUUUAAGUUUAGGGUGUUUCUGUGCAAUAAUUAAAGAGGUCUUUGUUCUCCCUUCAGUUAUGUGGGUGUCCCAGUAUCUGCAGGGAAAACCUCUGAAGAGAACUGCGUGGAUUACUAUGGCUUCUAUCAAGAUAUAAUUUGCUCAGCAAAAGUAUGUGCUUUUAACCUUACCCAUGUGAGUAAUCCCAUCACCAUUCAGAGGAGCACUUGAAUACAUACUGUGAUGACUAAAGAUAGGAUUACUCAUAUGCUGUGGCUUUCUGUUUUGCUCAGGAACAGACCCAGUAUUCUUCCACUGCUUUCAGAUCCCCCUGUCCCAGUUUCCAGAGCAGAACAACUGCCAUUAUCUUCAGAAUCUGUUGCCAAAUCCCGAGUGCCCCACCUUAAACAAGGACUUAACCAUACUAAGGAGGAAAAGGCAUGCAAGUAGUUCUAACGGGCAGUUAAACUGAUUCAGUCUGACUUUACAGCCACUCUCCCCUUCACAAAGAUCUAAAUAAUUGUUUUGGGGUUAUUUCACAUGAUUCUUUUUUUUUUUUCAUUUGUAGUCCUAUCUUAAACACUUCUGCUUUCAUUGCAUGGGACAGUACAGUAUGUUUUAACAAGGUACUAAAGAAAAAUUUUAAAUUAAUUUUUCUGCUUUCUUAUCUGCAGAAUAACUGAUUUGGACAUUACUCUGCUUUAAAUAGUCAAUGCACGUUAUGUUUUCCAUUGACUUGAGGGAUUCAGGACCAAGUCAUCUAUAAUUAGUAUAUGUAAGGUAGGGAAAAUAAGGAAAAAGAAAAGACUUAAAUGCACAGUGAUAGUGAGCAAUCCUUGCUGGCUACUGUUUUAAUCUGUAUUCUGAAACACAAUGCAGCCUGAUGGCUUUUAACCCUUAAAGCUAAUUCUUCCUGUCCCUGAUGUCAGUUCAUACUUGGUCUUUAAUUCAAAUGAGACUUGAAUUUCCCUGAACCAAUUAUGCUUUUUUUUUUCUUUUUUCUUUUUUUUCCUGGAAAUAAAAUGCGAAUUGAUCAACAGGUACACCUUUUGGGAUUUUAUGCAUAGUAGCUCUGAGGAUGCUCUGGGGCUUCCUGUCCUUUCAGCUGAAGAAGCACAUUAUUGUAAAAAAGGAAGUAGCAUUUCUGAAUUUCUAUCUGUAGAAUUUCUGUUUGUUUCCAUUUCCAUGUGGAGGAAAAGAUGUUUAACAUUAGUUCUAUGUUAUAAAUGUAACAUAGAUGGGAUGCGUUGAUUUCUUUCUCUUCAGUAUUCAUAGAUUAUCUAAAUCCUCUUGAAAGAGAGGACUGAGUUUGAGAAAAAGAGCUUCUAAGUUCCUUUGGGGUAUGUUUUCCUCUCACUGCUAAUAAAGACAAUUCCUUUUCAUAGUUUUUAUCUGAGUCCUUCCGUUCUUUUAAGUUUACAUUUGUCAUAUCCAUCUUAGAGCAAAUUUAGCGUGCUGAGCAAUGGCUCUGGAAAUAUGUGAUGGUUUUAUGAGUUUUGGAUUAGAAUUCUUAUAAUUGCUGCUGGUCAUUGUUUCACAACAAUAAUUUGUUCUGUCCUAAAAUUGAUAUAGUAUUUUAUUGAACAGUCACACAGUUUGCUGUGAGACAUUCUUUCUGGGGCCAGUGAAAGAAUUUUCAUUAGUUCAAUAACAACUAAAGAAAAUUAGUAAAUGUGUUUGAUAUUUUUAAUCUGUAUUUUCAGAAGUUUGUGAAGAGAUGCAUUUUCUACUUUUAUAGCUCACUUCAGUUUAUGGAAGUUUCUGUAACUUAGAAAACACUGUAGACAAAAAAGCUGUACAAACAAUAUGCACUCUGUGUCAAAUGCUUCGGGCUGUGCCCUAAGUGAGUGAGGGAGAGAAUCCUGCCUUCAGGAUUCCAGCAGAGGAGUUCUGUAUGACAGCUCUGUGGAAACAUAAGAUGCUGUGACACCUCUGUUCUGGGUGAAAAGGGGGUGGAGGGCUCACUGGCAUUCUCCUGUGUUUUUCACAGUUUAUUUUUACCAGCUCCUUACGUGCAGUCGUGUAGGAAGCCUCCAUAGCAUGGGGCUCAGCAACAUGCAAGUUCUUUGUGUGUGCCUUUCACAAGAGCUCACAAAAUGCAAGGUCAUUUGAACUGUGGGGGCAUGAUGCCAGAAAGGCAUUUGUGACUGCUAAAAGGAGGGUGUGGAUCCAUCUUGUACACUUGUCUGUGUAUCUGAAAGAUGCCUGCCUGAAUCCCACAACAGAAUUGCAGGGAACAAAUCAAACUCCAAGAUUAAAAUGGUGAGUAAAGACAGAAGAACAAGUUUAUUCAAUCAAAACAAACAAACAAACAAACAAACAACAACAACAAAAAACAACGCAGCAACUCAGUGACUUCGGUCAAGCCAUAUCUGCAUUGCUUUCAUCUCUCAUGAAGAAAAGUUAUAGCUCAGCUGUGUAUUCACAACCUAACCAUUUUGUAUGUGAUUGUGAGCCAGGUGCAUUUUGGAAACAUGGGGAAAGUGUGUGUUCUUGGGAAAGAGUUUAUUUGCCCAGAAUAUGUGACUUUAAUACAAUAUAUGUGAAUAACGAUUUUUUAACAUGCAUGUAACUGCAGAUAAUAAAUUCAAGAAUAAAGCUAA